AUUAUCAUUCAGUCGAGAGCCGCAGCUCGAGAACGUUCGUCGUCCGUUUUUUCUUUUUCCUCACUUAUAUCACGUCUUGCUCCGGUUAGGAUGAGCUAUUUCUUUUCCUUUCUGUAAAGUCAGAUGAACUCGAGUAUGGACAUCAUGUGGCCCAAGUUAGAAACAGCACUGACGACGACAAUCCACUCGGCGAGUUACGUCCAGAUCACCGUAAUAGCCGCGUUCUUCUACUGGCUACUGCAUGCAAGGAUACGCGCCAUGGUGGACGUCAUGUCGGCCAAGCUGUACGAAGUGUGUUCCUCACCUUACGAAGGAAGCUCUGGGAAUGGCGUGAAGCAAAGCUCUUCCUCACUUCACCACCAGCUCACACAGUACCAGCUUCGUAAACGGGAAAAUGUUAUGAAAUCCAAGAAUUCGGCGAUAAACUCAUACGAAAAUGCGCUUUUUGAAACAAAAGAAUCAAUUUGGAAUGGUGUCACACAAACUGAACGGAGACCAGUCGUCGGCCUGAGCUGCCAGAGCUGUACGCCUACCAGUAGAAAAAACUUACCAGAGCAAGAAAAUCUUCCGAUAGUCAAUGUUUUGAGGUUGGAUGACUACAAGAGGUCUUACAGCUUUUUAAAUGGAACUUUUGCCACUAUCUUUCACUGUUUAACAUUCAAACAUUACAAUUUUCCGUAUAUUUUUGGCACGGUAUUAGAAGACAGUAAUGUUAAAGAAUCGAUAACAGCCGCAGCAAAAGUUAUUGCAUCUGAACUUGGAUGUACCGAUGAAAGGGGGCUUUCACUCAUUAUUGAAAGACAGAGGAAGCGUGCUGAAAAAAUUCUUAGUUUAAUGCAUUCCAAGCUUUCAAAUUUUGUGAUUAGAAUAUCAUCAUGGGUAUUUUACAAAACUCUUCCUUUACUAUUCAAAUCCGUUUCCAUCCCUGAAGGACAGUUGCACAUGCUUAAGAAAGCUGCUGCUUCAGGGCUUCCGCUUAUAUUUCUCCCUCUGCACAAAUCCCACAUUGAUUACAUCGCAGUCACAUUCACCCUUUGCAACAACAACAUAAGGUCGCCUUUGGUUGCAGCGGGAGAGAACUUGAGAAUUCCAAUUUUUGGUCGGAUCCUACAAGGUUUAGGGGCUUUCUACAUUAAAAGGAGGAUAGAUCCAGUUUCAGGGAAGAAAGACAAGGUCUAUCGGGCCAUUUUACAAACCUACAUGACGCAGUGUCUACAAGCUGGACACUAUUUUGAAUUUUUUAUUGAAGGAGGUAGAACUAGAACAGGAAAACCUUGCAAUCCAAAAGGUGGACUUCUUUCUGUAUUCGUCGACGCCUACCUAAAUGGACUUCUUGAAGAUGCGUUGCUUGUCCCUGUCAGUGUAAAUUAUGAAAAAAUUGUUGAGGGUUCGUUCGUCAGAGAGCAGACGGGAGAUGAAAAACAACCUGAGAGUUUCAUGACUGCGAUCAAAGGGAUUUACAAAGCACUUACUAGUCACUAUGGAAUUGUUCGAGUCGACAUCAACCAACCAUUUUCAUUGCAUGAGCUUGUGAGAUCCUUCCAAGGCAAAAUAAGAACAUCUGGUGGUAGUUUACAUGUCGUGCCAUCUUCAGCUUCCCUUUAUGGUACUGACAUUGUAAUCGAAGAACAGAGGCAACUUGUUGACAGCAUAGCGCGCCACAUAAUUUAUGAUUGCAGCCAGUCUACUGCUGUCAUGUCAACAAACGCCCUGGCUUUUCUUCUGCUGAACAUUCAUCGAAAAGGGGUGACUCUGGCUGAUCUAACCUACUCCUUAGACAAGCUAAGGGAUGAAUUGAUAUCUACAGGAAAGGACAUGGGAUUUACUGGGGAGUCAAAAGAUGUGUUAGAACACGCGAUUGAACUCCUUGGACCAGGUUUAAUUCAGAGGGAGAAAACAGCCGAUGGAGAUGUAUUCAUAAAGCCAGUUACCCUUCUGCCCAAUAUCAUUGAAUUAGCUUAUUACAAUAAUACACUACUUCCACAUUUUGCCUUGGAAGGUAUAAUUGGGCGAACAUUGCUGUACCUUUCUGCCAAUUCGCCCACAGAAAUGAUCUCUUUUGAUAAAAUCAUUGACUGUUCUAUUUACCUCUGUGAAAUACUUCAGUUUGAAUUCAUAUUCACAAAAACCUGCCAGUCUCUCAACGAUGCCAUUUUUGACACCAUGGACGUUUUUACCCUUAAUGAAAUAGUGACAUCGUUGCAGAGUACGAAAAGUACAUCUCAAUCUGGAGCUAGGCUACCGAGAAGUUUGGAUAUUAUAGACGAUGAUGAAGAUGAAGAUUUCAUUCCAGCUAGCCCAUUUUAUAAAGUCAAUCGCUCGGAACCAAAGUUGAAAUAUUAUGGGGCUCUACUUCGUCCAAUUUUGGAUACUUAUUUUUGUGUUUUUUCUCAUCUACAAAUGCUUAUUGGGAAACAAGUGGUCGAGAAAGAACUUAUAAAGGAAAUUUUAAACAUUAUAAGGAGACAACUCAGUUUAGGGGUUUUAACUUGUGGGGAAUCACUUUCUACUGAGACGAUAAAGAAUUGCCUCAAACUCCUUGAAAAGUGGCACAUUCUUGACUGCAUCAAUGUAUCGGGGACCAAACUGUACUACCUGAAUAAAAAUUUCAACACAGAAGUGAGUUUAGAGUCUGUUGUCGACAGAGUGGAAAGGUAUAGGCAAGGAGAUGUAGAAAAUUAAG
Molecule: messenger RNA, 2683 nt
Organism: Cimex lectularius (bed bug)
Lineage: Eukaryota; Metazoa; Arthropoda; Insecta; Hemiptera; Cimicidae
Gene: mino
Product: glycerol-3-phosphate acyltransferase 1, mitochondrial
Exons: 15
Coding region: 124-2682 (852 amino acids)
Cellular component (GO): mitochondrial membrane
Source: RefSeq, a predicted model, not a curated record